Messenger RNA from Mucor mucedo, 444 nucleotides. RefSeq lists its product as uncharacterized. Lineage: Eukaryota; Fungi; Mucoromycota; Mucoromycetes; Mucorales; Mucoraceae. The record is from RefSeq and is a predicted model, not a curated record. The transcript has 2 exons. Bases 1 to 444 code for a protein of 147 amino acids.
AUGGCAGCCAACAGUGUGUAUCUCUACCGUCAUGUUCAAACCAAGCAAAUCUUGCUUGGCACCAUGAAUGCACCUGUACGUUUAAGAAAGGAUUUAUGGCGCCCUUUAGUUGCUUUAACCGGCUUCCAAACACCUCAAUCAGCACAAGCAGUAACCGAUGCGCUUUUGCAACGUUCAAAAGCACGUCAAGUGGAAUUACAAACCAGCCCCGAUCAUGUUGCCAGACCUAAACGUUUGCGAGUCGUCGAUGAAUUGGAUCUGGUAGAGACAUCCAUCGUUUCAUUGCGUGAAGCUUUGGAAUCCGUAGCACCAAAAGAGAAUUUAUUAGCCCUCUGGGAACAACCUCAAUUCAUGGAAAUGAAGGGUGACAAGGCAUGGCCUAGCUUUUUAGAGCACGGUCAAUUAGAAUUAAAGAACAACCGUUUUGUCAAGGAAACAAAAUAA